GGCCACUUCAGGCCGAUCUCCCGCGAAGAAUGGAGCCGGCAUCACCAACUAGGAGGCGCAGAUCCAGCCGCCAAGGCUCAAUCCGAUCGGAGGACUGGCCUGAGGAGGUCAGUGUUUUCGCUCUCCCCGAAUGGCGAGCGGAAGCACAUCAAUACUGAUCGACGAAAUACCGGUGUCAAAAUCUUGAGCGAUGGCCGGCUUGAUAUAAAGAUCGAUGAGCAUAUGCCGCAUCUUGCAGGCCUAUUGAAUCGCGUCCAAACAAAGACUACGCCACCAGACCUAGCGGAUCUGGAGGGCAAACCGACCCCCGAACCAAUACCAAAGGAUGAGGGCAGAGACUUCCCACUGAAACUGAACAUCGUCAUCCAAGUUAUCGGAUCUCGGGGCGAUAUCCAACCGUUCGUUGCGCUGGGAAAAGAGCUGAAGGCAUAUGGUCACCGCGUCCGACUAGCAACCCAUCUCGCUUUCCGAGAGUUCGUACUUGACGGCGGCUUGGAGUUCUUCAAUCUCGGUGGUGACCCCGAAGAACUGAUGGCAUUCAUGGUCAAAAACCCAUCCUUACUCCCCGCAUUCAGCACGAUUCGCAGCGGUGCCAUCCAAAAACGUCGGCGCGAGAUGAAGGAAAUCAUAUACGGGUGUUGGAAGUCAUGUAUCGAAACAGGGGACGGUACAGACCUACACCAAAUCAAGGAGGAUCUUUGGAGUGACACGGUGGACUAUCGUCGGAGGCCAUUUGUCGCUGAUGCAAUCAUCGCUAACCCGCCAAGCUUGGGCCACAUACAUUGCGCACAGAGGCUGGGGAUCCCGCUUCAUAUGAUGUUUACAAUGCCCUGGUCAGCUACGCAGUCGUUCCCGCAUCCUUUGGCCGUUCUCCACCAGCAGGAUUGCAAACCAACAGUCGCAAAUCUCGUUUCUUAUACCGUUGUGGAUAUGAUGAUUUGGGAGGGACUAGGGGAUCUUGUCAACUCGUGGCGGAAGAAAUGCCUCGCGCUCGAUCCGUUAGAUUCGAUCACGGCGCCGAAUUUGCCCGCGCGCCUCGGUGUUCCGUUCUCGUAUCUGUGGUCGCCGGCAUUGUUGCCAAAGCCUCGUGAUUGGGCUGACCACAUCGAUAUUUGCGGGUUUAGUGUGCUACCUGCAAAGUCGGACUACAAACCCCCGAAAGAGAUCGACGAUUUCCUCAAAGCAGGACCCACUCCGCUUUACGUUGGAUUCGGCUCUAUCGUGGUAGAAAAUCAAGUUAAACUGACCCAAAUCGUGUUCGAAGCAAUAAAGAACGCCGGCCAGCGUGCGAUCAUUUCAAAAGGCUGGGGAAACCUCGGGGUCGACGGUAUCGACGUGCCAGAUAAUAUCCUCAUCAUCGGCAACGUACCGCAUGACUGGUUGUUCCAGCACGUAUCAUGCGUGAUUCAUCAUGGUGGUGCGGGUACCACUGCCGCAGGGCUUGCUCUUGGUCGUCCGACUAUUAUCGUUCCCUUCUUUGGAGAUCAACAGUUCUGGGGAGGAAUCGUCGGAAUGGCCGGGGCCGGGCCGAUGCCUGUGCCUUACAAGCAACUCUCAGUUGAGAAGUUGACCGAUGCCAUCCAGACAGCGCUGAAGCCUUCGACGCAAGAUAAGGCACAAGAAAUUGCCAAUAAGAUGCGGAAAGAGUCCGGUGUGAAGGAUGGGGUACGAAGCUUUCAUCGACAUCUCAACUUGAAGACUUUACGGUGCGCAAUAUGUCCCAAUCGCCCUGCUGUGUGGCACAUUAAGCAUACUUCUAUUGGGCUUAGUGCCUUUGCUGCCGCUGUACUGGUUGAAAUGGGGGGCUAUAAAACCACAGAAUGUCGCUUUCUACAUAGGAACCGAGCAUCUGAAUACGACACAUAUCGAAAUCCUGCAGGCCCUAUAAGUGCAGGAGCCCAGGUGCUAGUGGGAGCCAUUGCAAACUUUGUGACCGGGAUCGGCGAAGUCCCUUACGAAGUCGUUUCGGAUUUUGUCACCACGGGUCGCGCAAUACGCCAUACUCGUCAGAGCAGUCAUCCCUCAUCAAGGUCACGUCCCUCAUCAAGGUCACGUCCCUCAUCAAGGUCACGUCCCUCAUCAAGGUCUUCAUGGAGGAGAUCCCGCAGAAGUCAAGAUCCAGUCGUGGACAGCGAUGAGGAGCAGUAUCAUGAGCCUGCAGAGUAUCAUGGGCCUUCCGAGUGUCGUGGACUUGGCCGAUCAAAUAACGAUGAUGAUGAGAUGAGCCUCGAUACAAACGACAACGAGAACGAUAAUGUCAGACACAACAAGAUGAACGAUAAUUUACCAGCUAGCGCUUGUGGCCAGAGACAAGGCAAGCCGGUGGACCAGUCAGAACUGUUAAGCUAUAUAGAGUCACCCAAAGGCCACGGUGUUAUCUACGAAAUACGCACGCACGGCAGUCGAAUGUCGAAGAAGUUCUUGAAAAACAUACUCUGGCUCCCGACAGACUUGGCUCUCAGCCUGUCUAAAGGGUUUCACAAUGCGCCGAUGUUGUACCACGACCGAAUGGUGAAAGACACGCCGAAGGUUAUCGGUUUCCGCAGUGGACUCGAGGCAGCUGGAACGGAACUUCGCGACGGAUUUUACUACGGUAUCACGGGCUUGGUCACGCAGCCCCGGUAUGGUGCCAAGCACCAAGGAGCGAAAGGAAUGGUCAAGGGAAUUGGGAAAGGGAUUGGCGGUGUGUUCCUCAAGCCACCAGCAGGUCUCUGGGGACUCAUUGGAUAUCCUUUGGUUGGACUCCGCAGAAAGCUUCAAAAAUCGUUAGGAAGGACUCAGGAGCUGUCCAUUAUGGCGUCGCGAAUAGCACAAGGUAUCGAAGAGAUGCGGGCAUCUACCGCCGAUGAACGAGCAGAAGUUGCUAGAAAAUGGCGUCUGCUUGAAGAGGACCUGCGAGUCUCUUACUGA
This is a messenger RNA of Penicillium mononematosum, 2910 nucleotides long. Its product is annotated as putative UDP-glucose,sterol transferase. The transcript has 7 exons. The record is from RefSeq and is a predicted model, not a curated record. Gene Ontology annotation, molecular function: UDP-glycosyltransferase activity; hexosyltransferase activity. The annotation marks the transcript as partial. Lineage: Eukaryota; Fungi; Ascomycota; Eurotiomycetes; Eurotiales; Aspergillaceae. Gene Ontology annotation, biological process: carbohydrate metabolic process.